Messenger RNA from Paraphaeosphaeria sporulosa, 1761 nucleotides. Its product is annotated as WD40 repeat-like protein. NCBI's taxonomy places the organism in Eukaryota, Fungi, Ascomycota, Dothideomycetes, Pleosporales, Didymosphaeriaceae. Gene Ontology annotation, molecular function: structural molecule activity; protein binding. The transcript is spliced from 3 exons. Gene Ontology annotation, biological process: cellular response to amino acid starvation; positive regulation of TORC1 signaling. Gene Ontology annotation, cellular component: nuclear pore outer ring; Seh1-associated complex. The record is from RefSeq and is a predicted model, not a curated record. The coding region runs from base 1 to 1527 and encodes 508 amino acids.
AUGGACCAACACGCGACCACCGAGCACGAUCCCAUCCAGCUCUCGCUAGACGCCGUAACGCGCAGGCUACACCGCCCGGCUUUUCUGUCCAACCUAACGCCGUCGCGCCUGCCGUCGCGCGCAGCUUCAGAUUCCAGCUUGUCUCCAGGCGAGGCUCCAGGCGCCCCACACAUCGCCGAGGCACGGUCCCUCCCUCGCGAUCGUGGCCACUCCCAUCUGAACAUCGUCACGCUCGAGGAUGCCGUAGAAGAGGCCGACUUGGUGCUGCCGUUGCUACAGGAGCCCUCUGCCGACGGAAGCACGUCCGCCAUUGAUGCAAACGUGCACGACUACCUCGAGGCUGCAUUUUGGGGUGCCAGAAACACCUACUCCAGAAUGGCAUCCGCCGGCUUCCAGACGUUUGCCCAUGGUCACCAGGACCUGGUCCUUGCCGUCGAUUUCAACUAUUUUGGCACGCGCAUGGUGACUGCCAGUUCCGACCACCGUCUCAAAGUCUGGGACAAGAAAGAAGAGUCCUGGUCGCUUGUUGAGAGCUGGAAGGCGCACGAUGCUGAGAUUGUCGAUGUCAAAUGGAACGGCCCUUUCAUGGGCGAGGUCGUCGGCAGCAUUGGAGAAGACGGCCGCUGUAAGCUCUGGCAAGAAGACGUAACUGAGGUACCCAUGUCGGGAAAUCGCUUCAAGCUCAUCACGAACCUGGCGUCGCAGACCAACGCGCCUUUCAUGUCGCUCGACUUCAAAAAUAUCAUGCAGGAGACCUGGCUCGCACUCAUCACCCGAGACGGUCUCCUUCUUGUGUACGAGCCAACUGACCAAAGCAACCUCAAUGAAUGGGGCAUCAUAGCUGAGACCUGGGUGUGUGGAAACAAUCCCCCUGAGCGGCAAGAAGAGGUCGGGUUCAAAGUUGCCUUUCACAAGGAGAAGCUUCCCUGCUGGACAGCCAUCAUGGCAGGCUUGGAUCGUAAAUCUCUUGGUCUAGCUGUCGCAGCGAUGAACAAGGUUCUUGUGUUUAGGACUGACAAAUCCAAACGGUUCUUCAAGGUUGCCGAACUCGAAGGCGCGAGACAAAUCAUACGCGACGUUGCUUGGGCCAAUGGCUCUAUGAGGGGUUACGAUGUUCUCGCAACGGCCAGCAAGGACGGGGCUAUACGCAUCUACGAGUUGUCGACGCCUCGCUCAGAUAAAAGCCUUGCUGCCGGCGCAUCAGCUUCGACCACUAUAGAUACCAUUUCUUCUCCACAGGUGAACAAGUCACGGGCCCCUUCUGGCAUCGGAGCAGGAUUGGCUGGGGUAUCGAAAGGCCCAGAUCCAUCUCAGGACCAUGAGCAAGGCCCAGGGCGUAUCACGCAAACAGUAAAGCUUGUAGACGAGCUUAACAGUCAUCAAGGGGCCGUUUGGCGAGUGGCUUUCUCACAAAUGGGUGAUCUACUUGUAUCAACUGGGGAUGACGCCGCCAUCCGUACCUGGAAGAAGGCCGUCAAUGGACAUUGGCUUGAAUACUCAGAGAUCGGAACGUCAGGCGACAACUGAACUCUCGUGUCCUUUGCGCGCCACUCUUUUCACGUGCGCCGACACCGUAUGGCUUUUGCAUAUUCCCGGGCUGAGGUAUCUUGGCAUGGCGUUCAUGGCUGGAUUUGGACCUGAUCUUGACUUCCACCCUGAGUAGAAGUCACAUCCUGCUAGAUACCCUUUUACCAUUGUCGGGAAUCCGACCGCUCUCGUACCUCGUUGCGGAGCACAUUCAAUAGAGAACUUUCUCCAAGC